AAAGAGCAUCAUGAUCCUAAAGAAGCUAGACUUAUAACAUUAGAAGAGAUAGAGGAAGAAAUCGAAAAAAAUAGGUUGGAAAGAAUAAAAAAGCUUCUAUUAUCUGAAAGGCAAGAAUAUGAAGCACAAAAGGAAUAUGCUUUUAAGGCUCAUUUUCAGUUAAUUUAUGAAGAAAAAGAUAGGACUUAUUCUACAGGAGCAUAUUCCACAAAAAUU
Molecule: messenger RNA, 216 nt
Organism: Funneliformis geosporum
Lineage: Eukaryota; Fungi; Glomeromycota; Glomeromycetes; Glomerales; Glomeraceae
Source: the annotation of a GenBank genome assembly